GAUAUGAUAUAAAUGAUCGAACAUUUGCCGUGAUUUAGUUUAGUUUUAACACUCGAACGAGCACCACGAAACGCGCAGCUGAAUACAAUUUAAAGAACCCCAAAGGAAACAUAAAAAUGAAUAAAUUUUUACAAUACGUAGUCACAGUGGCCUUACUCUGCCUGUGCAGCGGUACAGUGAUGGCACAAAAUAGCAGCCUAAUUUCAUGCCAGAAUGCAACGAGUUUAACCAAUCUUAACAGUUCAUUCACUGGCAUUUGGUUCGAGGCAAGCCGCAGUCCGGCAAGCGCAGCGAGUUGUGUUGGCCUGAAUAUUACUACAAACGGCACCGCCUUUUCCUUCAGCAUAACCUCUGCGAGCAAUUCUAGCGCUUUGUACAGCAACGCAACCAGCACCUAUCCUCUAUUGAAUUCAACGAUUACUCCGCUUACAACCAAUUUGAGCGCUCAAUCGACUUUCAUCGCACCACCUGGCGGUUUUUACUACCUUCCACAGGCAAAUGAGAAUGUCACAGUGAAAGUGGUUAUGACCGAUUACACAAAUGUUGCGUUCAUCUGCGGCUAUUCCAAUACAACGAACAGCUCAUUUGGUGCCAUUCUAACAAGGCAAAGAGCGGUCACCAGCGGCAUACUGUCCACGUACGCCGCGAUGGUGAAUAGCAACUAUACGAAUUUCUCCAAUUUGACUGCUGUAACUCAGAGUGCCGCUUGCUACCAACGAAAUUCGGCUGCAUCUCAUGCCUCCGUGCUGUCUUUGAUUUUUGCGGUUGUUUACGCUACGCUGAAGUUUUUGAACUAAUCAGAAGAAAGAGCUAGUCUAUGGGUAUAUUUAUGUAAAUUAAAAUUUAAAUUAAUUAAAUAACGUUCUUAUUCUACUUCUUAAUUACGCCAAAUAUUUCUGUAAAUACCAUAUUUUUCUUUAGAUUCUGUUUGUUAAACUAAGGGAGCUUAAAAAUUGGCUUAUAAGAACAAAUAUACGUCAUUAGAAGUCUGCAAGUGACUU
Messenger RNA from Rhagoletis pomonella (apple maggot), 1001 nucleotides. RefSeq lists its product as uncharacterized. The record is from RefSeq and is a predicted model, not a curated record. The coding region runs from base 117 to 797 and encodes 226 amino acids. The transcript has 4 exons. NCBI's taxonomy places the organism in Eukaryota, Metazoa, Arthropoda, Insecta, Diptera, Tephritidae.